AUGCCGUCCAACAGCAAGUUGGAUCUCGAUACGCCCGUCGCAGAGUCCACUUCCUUCGCAGAGAAGUUGAUCCAGCAACAUCUACUCCAAAAGUCCCGUAACCUCAUCCUCCAGAGUAUCGCCAACAAAGCCAAUGCCCCUAUGCACGACCUUGCUAUCAGUGUUCUUCAGAAUAUGUCAGGUGCCAAGACGCUCGAAGCCUUGCAACAGUUCCAACAGCUUCAAAGACAGACCCAGCAGCAAUCAUCAUCUCACACACUUUCUCUUCUGAGCAAGUCCUCAUCCAUAAUGUCAGGCGCCUCUUCCUGGAAACCAUCAAGCGCACUUCGCUCGAGCGCAGAAGAUGAUGACGAUCUUCAGCCCACUCCUGAGCAACAAGAAUACUUCCGUCUACAGCUACUCAAGCAUCAGCAGCAGGUUCAACAACAGCAGUAUCAGCAGAAGCUCUUGUUCCAAGCCCAGCUGCAACUUCAGCAGCAGCAACAACAAUUGUCCCUGCCAACCGCGCCGACGAUGAACGAUGACGAUCCAUAUGGCGAGCACGACUCCACCAAGCCAUCGACCGACUUAUCUGCGUCCCAAUCAAGCCCAAAUAUGAACGCCACCGCUGCUGGUGGUGCCAACGUCGACACAUCUUCAGCCAAGAGCGAUUCCUGGAGCUUGGCCGCCGCUCUUCAAAAAACGGGCACCAAGGUCCAGAAGCCCAAGAAGCAGAGCUCUCGACCCCCUCGUGCUCUCGAGUGCUACAACUGCAAAGUCACUCAAACGCCGCUCUGGCGCCGAACAUUGGAUCGCAAGCACUCGCUUUGCAACGCCUGUGGAUUGUAUUACAAGCAGUACAACGGACAUCGCCCUCUGCAUGUCCGACAGAAGCCCUCUCUAAGCCAGGGUCAGAACCGCGACUCGUCUGCGCCUUACAUGAUCGCACCCUCGCCAGCAUCUGGAUCUUACCGAACGAUCCUUGCACCAAAGAAAGACCUCACCUCGCCUCCAUCGCCCUCCACAAGGGUCUCUUCGCCCGGUAGCAUGGACAUCGAGACCGAAUCUAUCUCCUCUGCUGGCGCCGACUCACACGAUGGUUUCGCCGAGAAGGAUCGAAGCAGAAAAGCAGGGUAUCUCUCAUCCUCAGUCGACAAUGAUGAUUCCAACGAUGACUCCUCAGAUGAGCAGCGCGCUUGCUCUGAGGGAUCGCAACGUCCUAGCGAAACUCCAUCCCCCAAGUCCCAUCCCCAAAACAUUGUCUUGACAAGCCCAGCCACUCUCGGACAGUGGGACUCACGGUUUGGCCAGGGCUCGCUCUCUCCUGGCGAUCUUCAACUGUCCGCCUCCGUCUCACCUGUACUGACGACUGACGGGACGUUUUCGCCUUCGAGCUCGGUGUGCUCGCCGCUAACCAGCGCCGAGAUGGCACCCAUCACACCCAUAAGCUUUUACAGCCUCCCCCCAACUGCUUUGAGCGGGCUGACGGGCUUACAGAUGUCUUCUGGCACAAUGUUCAAUGCGACUCCUUCCUCCAUGAUGGGACAGAGCGCGGCUCCUGCGCCUUCUGCCGCAUCAAGGUCGUUGAUCUUUGAUGACGCCCGAUUCCAAAUGUUGGUGGAACAUAUGCGACCCGGUCAAAUGUACAAGUUCCUCAACAUCCUCGAGAAGCGCUGCCAUGUCCUGCGUUCCCGUUUGGGUAUGCCGCCCGUGGCCGCGUCGACAUUGGACCACGAGCAGCAAUUGCUGAACCUUCUUCAGCCGCAGCCACAUCGUCAAACAUCCACUGCCAAUGACAAAUCUGAAAGUUACCAGGGCAUGCCUAUGUCCUCUGUCAAGGAUGCUGUGUCAGGUGACAUUUGGUCCUCAAUUGCAGCGGCGACCGCUCAGCAGCAGUCGAACGAUUUGAUUGCGUCCUUCUUUCACUCAAACGAAGCCGGUAAUGCCUUUAUGGGUCGAGGCAUGGACAUGGAUGACGGUGAAUCCAGGGCGGACAAGAACGCUCAACAAGAUGGCACCGAGAACGACGCCAAUGCCUUGCCAUUCUUUUCGUCAUCUCUCCCGUCGUCAUCUGCUGCGUCUCUGCUGACAUCUGGACUGAACCUGAUGGCCAACGACACCACCGACAGCAAAUUCUGGCAGUCCACCACAAGUUCGAUUGCAAUCUACGCAAACGAGUAA
Molecule: messenger RNA, 2160 nt
Organism: Gamsiella multidivaricata
Lineage: Eukaryota; Fungi; Mortierellomycota; Mortierellomycetes; Mortierellales; Mortierellaceae
Exons: 2
Coding region: 1-2160 (719 amino acids)
Biological process (GO): regulation of DNA-templated transcription
Molecular function (GO): zinc ion binding; sequence-specific DNA binding
Source: RefSeq, a predicted model, not a curated record